This is a messenger RNA of Puntigrus tetrazona (Sumatra barb), 1296 nucleotides long. RefSeq names its product lipocalin 15 (gene lcn15). The coding region runs from base 371 to 1090 and encodes 239 amino acids. The transcript has 7 exons. Lineage: Eukaryota; Metazoa; Chordata; Actinopteri; Cypriniformes; Cyprinidae. Gene Ontology annotation, molecular function: small molecule binding. The record is from RefSeq and is a predicted model, not a curated record.
UUAAAAGGCAUAAUCUGGAAAGUGUCACAUGUGCAAUGCCUUUAACUGUCUGUUUUCGUCUGUAAUUGAGCACCAGUGGAAUGUCUGACAAAUGUGUCCGUGAUCAGAUUCAUUGUGGAUUAUACCUUGAGGAAUAUAUUUCAUCAAUCUUUGUAUUUUCAAGUCAGCUUCUCUUGUAUAGGAAAAUGUUACUGUUUUUACUGUAUUGCUGGUCUGUGGUUAACUGACAGUACACAUGCAUUGUGUGUUAGGGGCCGGGCUCCUGUGCUCCACAAACAUUCCCUUGCGGUUGGCAAAUAAAAACCCAGCAGUUUCCCCAUUUCUUCGCUGAUAUGCCAUCAGUUUUGUGUUCCUCGCUUUUCCACACAGCAUGAGAAGAACUUUCAGCAUGACUCUGGCAGUAGUGCUUUUGCUUUGUACGUUUUUGGGGACGCACGCUUUCGACACACAGCUUGCCGUUGAACCUCAGCCCAACUUCGAUGUGGAGAAAUUCGCAGGUGAAUGGUACCGGCUGGGACUUGCAGAUGAGUCACAGUUUUUUGCGAUGUUCAAAAGCCAUCUGAAGCUUUCUAAAGGCCUUCUGGAACCAGACGCCAAAGGAAAUGUGAAUCUGACCAUGUGGAGUAUAAGACCGUAUGGAUGCUCCAUCAGUGUUUAUUCAUAUGAGAAGACAGAUGUUCCUGGAGAAUUUACUUACUUCAGCAAAAGGCACAAGAUAACAAAAGACAUCACAAUAGUGGAGACCAAUUACACUGAUUAUAGUUUGGUCCUUAAAUACAAGAACAUGCACAAAGAAUACACUCAACUAGCUCUUUACGGACGGUCACCCACACAAAGGCCGGACCUAAUAGAAAAGUUCAGAUCUUUUGCUUUAUCUCUGGGCUUUUCCGACGAAGCCAUUGUCAUUCCAGCAGAUGUUGAUCCCUGCCCUAUCCUAGAACCAAGCCAGCCAUGGAUUCAGACCUUGGGUUACAUAUAUUCUUUUUUUUUACACAUUUGGGGGACAGUGUCUGUUUUAACGCAAACAAUCGUUGGAGAAAUGCAGCACUAUAACGUCGUCAAUGUAACGCGGUUUGUACUACGUUCGUAACGCCAGCAGGUGGCGCAGUUGUAACGGGACGCAAUCAGCCAGGGUCCCGCCUGAAACAGUGUAUCACAUGUAUUACCGUGAUUGCUUGAUUGCAGAACAGCUGUGUCAAAUCUUUGUGAUCAUUUUACAACUGUAUUUUGAGUAAAUGAGUAAGGAAAGGUUGUUUUGUUGUUGUUUUCAAUUAAACAAUACAUUUUAUGCCAUUA